Molecule: messenger RNA, 1436 nt
Organism: Melospiza georgiana
Lineage: Eukaryota; Metazoa; Chordata; Aves; Passeriformes; Passerellidae
Gene: PRRX1
Product: paired related homeobox 1
Exons: 4
Coding region: 1-738 (245 amino acids)
Biological process (GO): regulation of DNA-templated transcription
Molecular function (GO): DNA-binding transcription factor activity, RNA polymerase II-specific; DNA binding
Source: RefSeq, a predicted model, not a curated record
AUGGCGUCCAGCUAUGCCCACGCCAUGGACAGGCAGGCCCUGCUGCCCGCCCGCCUCGACGGCCCCGCCGGCCUGGACAAUUUACAAGCCAAGAAGAACUUCUCCGUGAGUCACCUGCUGGACCUGGAGGAGGCGGGCGACAUGGUGGCCGCCCAGGCGGAGGAGGGCGGCGGCGAGCCCGGCCGGAGCUUGUUGGAGUCCCCCGGGCUGACCAGCGGCAGCGACACCCCGCAGCAGGACAAUGAUCAGCUGAACUCAGAAGAGAAGAAGAAAAGAAAGCAGAGGAGGAACAGGACUACCUUCAACAGCAGCCAGCUGCAGGCACUAGAGAGGGUCUUUGAGAGGACUCACUACCCCGAUGCCUUCGUACGGGAGGACCUUGCACGCAGAGUCAACCUCACUGAGGCCAGAGUUCAGGUGUGGUUCCAGAACAGGAGAGCCAAGUUCCGCCGGAACGAGCGCGCCAUGCUGGCCAGCAAGAACGCCUCGCUGCUCAAAUCCUACUCCGGGGACGUGGCGGCCGUGGAGCAGCCCAUCGUACCCCGGCCCGCCCCCAGGGCCACCGACUACCUGUCCUGGGGCACCGCCUCGCCCUACAGUGCCAUGGCCACCUACUCUGCCACGUGUACCAACGCCAGCCCAGCACAGGGCAUGAACAUGGCCAACAGUAUUGCCAACCUGAGACUGAAGGCAAAGGAAUAUAGUUUACAGAGGAAUCAGGUGCCCACAGUCAAUUAACAGCUGGGGGCAGCUGCCUUGCAGAAGGAGAAGACACAGCAGCGCCCGUCCUGCUUUGCAGCUUGUCUGUGCUGAAAGAAAAAAUAAAAGGAAAAGAGAACAACAACAAGAAGAAGAAAACACCAUCAAGAUAAAAGAGAAAAAAAAGAAAAAAUAUAAAACGAAGGAAAAAAAAGCCAACCCUCACCCAGAACUGAACACGGGGAGCAAACAGAACCUGUGAGUGCUCAGGUUCCUCCUUCCUUUUGGGAUAAUGCCACCGUUUUUUAUUUUCUUGUUAUCGUCGGGUUUAUUGCUUCUGCUCAAUAUACUGCGAGCUUCUUCAGUAAAGGACAGUCUCACCCUUGCUGGUUUCCAUUUUUGUGAGGGACUGCACAAAGAAACCUCUGCCAGUCUCAGCCCACGGAGCAGUCCCAGCCCCAGCACGCUGAGGUCCAAAGCUUGCUCAUCUCCCCGCUGCCCCAGCUCACCCUAGAAGAAGAAUUUGUUUGGUCACCGAUUCCCACCCCACCCUGAUCCCUCCAGUCCCUUGUGCCACAGAGGCAGCACGUUCCUCUCAGCCUGCCAGAAGCCCAUUUGGUGCAGCAGGGUGGAUUCCUGCUGGCUGAGUUGCCUGGAAAACCUCCCUGGGCUCUGCAGGGCUCCAUUGUUUGGUUGAGUAUUCCCUGCACUGCUGCCUCAAAAAGCCAAAGAAGAGA